UCGUGGUGUUUAAUUUAAUACAAAGCAACGUAUGCCCGCGCGCAUUUUUCCGUAUGCAUAUUGCAUUUGCUAUUUUUGUAUACGUCGCAUAUAUAAACUACGUUUGCAUUUGCGAUUGAUAUACUCAACGGCAAUCUCUCGUGUCAUUUUAUUGUAAUAUUUUACGCGCCAGAUGUUUCAUCUCGUGGAACAUAAUAAGCCCCUCCGCUAUUUGCCUCACUUGUUUUAUUCGAGCUUAUUUUGAGCUUGAAAACUACUCGUAUUUCCCGACGUCGACGAUCGAAGGUUAAUGUCACGGGAGGCAUGGGUGCGUCAACACCCAGCCGGGCUUGCGCGUCCUAUCCCAAUAGAAGCGGAAAAAUAGCUUUCCCUUGCGACGAGAGAGACGAUAGAGAAUAGGAGAGGCGAAAGAGCGCGAGCGAAGGAGGAUAAGGAGAAGGAAGGAAGGAAGGAAGGAAGAAAGAGAAUGAAAAAGGGGGAGGGGCAUUUAUUAUUAGAGGCCAAGCGAGAGGGCAAGCGGGCCCGAGCCGAGCGGCGCGGCGCGGCGCGGCGUCGACGCGCCGUUGGUGCAGGGAAGGCGUCACGGGAUCCGACAUUGCGGUAGGCUACGCAUCCACGCGUAUCCCGCGCAAUGCGUGUAAUGGUAAUCGGCCGGCGUAUACAUGCGGACGCCGUCGCGCCGCAUCGCCGACUGGGGUCUCUCCUCUUGGUGAGCGUCGGACGGUGGGAGCCGAGCACGGCCGAAGCCGAACGGCGAAGAAGGCCGAAGCGGCGGCACGGCGCGAGUGACGUGCGCGCGGAGCGGGCGAGCGGGCGAGCGAGAGCUCCGGCAGUGGAGUGGAGUCGGAGUGUGAGAGUCUGGAGAGUGAACGAGACUCUGGACUAGCGGGCUACCCCGGUUCCGAGUCAGUCAGUGUGCCACCGGCGACCGUAGCCACGGUGCAGGAGAAACGCGGUUAUGCUCCACGGCAGGUCGAUCUAACUCUCCGCACUCAUCUCUUUCCCUCUUCGCCGGGUGAUCCCUCGUCUCCCCUUUUGGAGGACAACGAUAACGGAUAUACUGACCACGGGGUCGUUGAGGACACACGGAGUGAUACCGCGUGUGUGGUAUCUCGCGCGUUAACAGUGAGACCGACGAAUCCACCCGCGGCACCCGAGUGAACGAUCUCGUCUUUCGCGUGACCGUGAAACUGGACGGCCUUUUUUUUUUCUCCAGCCGGUCGGUCGAUCGUGUCGAGCUGACAUCACGACGGCUCCCGUCGGCUCACGUCGAACGUUCAGUGAGAGUGACCUGACAGCGAACGUGAGUUGACUCAUCGGAAAUCGCGAACGUGUUUCUCUCUCUCUCUCUCUCUUUCUCUUCUGUCUCGGCAUCCCACGCGGAAAACACCGCGAAGAGUUCGGAUCGCCGAGAGGAACCCUCCGUCCCGUUUACUUCGCGCGAUCGUACUUUCUUUGUUUUUGAACGAGUUACCAGCAUCGCACACGAACUGCCUCGCUGACAACCUGGCGCGUAGCAUUUCUGGAGCGUGUCAGAUAUUAAAUCGAUAAAAUCUUAUAUUCGUCUCCACGUUCGUUUUUUCUCUGUGUCCGUGUGUGUCUGUGCGUGUGUAUGUGUCGUCCGUUUACCUCGUUCUCUCUUUUCCCGGCUGUCCGCCCCUCACCGUCGACCGCGACGCGAGAAGAUAAUCCGAACGAUAAGCGCAAACCGGAAGUGUAACGCGCGCGCCGGGCACUAUCGCGCCUGUUUUCCGGGAGUGGGAGGACAAACACCUCCGCGGCAAGGAGGAGGCUCGAGAUUUCUUUCGAAGGACAUCCGUCGUGGCGCGCCGGCGGGGGGGCGGACAGGGGAGAAACUCCGCCAAGUGCAAUGCCGUAAAGUCCGUCAGGGGAGAGAAGUGCGCCGUUCGGGAUACCGAGAAAAGAUAAGGAAUCGCGGGAUGCCGCAUCGAGUGUCCUGGUAGUGCGAAGGUGGAGGUGGUGGAGAGGAUCUGUCGAGGAUCGCCGAAGGGAGAUUCGGAGAGCGGAAAGAGGCGAGAGAGAGAGAAAAAAAAGAGGCUGCUUCGCGCCGGCCAGGAGAACUCAGGGAGAACACCAUGCUCGAGGAUCAACCGUUGGAUCUGAGCGUACGCGUUGGCGACUAUGCGGAGCUCACCAGGGAGGACAAGGACGAGCAGGAUCAGCGGGAGCGCAAGGACCUGCCCGUCGACGACUACGGGAACGAGGCGGCCGCCCUGAGGCUGCGGGGAUGCUUCGCCACCGCGUCCGAGUACAGUCAGGAGCGGGAGGAUCGGACUUGCUCCGAGGACUCCGAUGAUUCUUGCUCCGAUAACAAUCAACAAACAAAAGACGGCGGCGGCGGCGGCGGCAGAUCGCGGUCCAGGCCGCCCGGCACCAAACCCUACAAGAAGAACCUCAUGAGACGAUACCUGGACACCAGGGAAGUCCAGCCACAUGAUCCGAGUGAGAAAGAACAGCUGGGCCUCGCGAGCAUAAAAGUGGAGCCAGGAUCUACCAGCGCGACGACCACCAGUAGCACGGGGACCCGUCUGCUUCACGGUAUCCUCUCCCAGCAUCCCCAGCAGCAUGGCCUGGGGCUGCAGAACGGAUACGGCCGACACUUGGCCGGUCACGCACAAAUGGGCCAACCGCCUUACACCACUGCCGCUAUCGCCACGACGAGUACGCCAGGAAGCGGAUCACUGCCAGCGAGUCCAGCGGACAGCGGAGUCAGCGACGUCGAGUCCAGCACGUCCUCCGGUGGCAACGAGGACGCGAAUCUCUUACUGAAAGCCAGGCUCAAUCCUAAUUCGUCCCUUCAGCCGAGUCUGGCGUCUCAUCACUCCCAUCUGUCGUCGGCAGCACUCGGCAGAUCGGCCUGCCACAGCCCCGGUGUGUACCCGGGGUCGACGGCAAGCUUCCUGUCGCCCGCCUAUCAUCCUCAUCAGCAUCAUCCCUCCCAGUAUCACCCACAUCGGGGGAGCUCGCCGCACCAUCAGCACAGCAACCACACCAUGGGUCCAACGAUGGGGCCGCCUCACCACCACCACCACCAUCAUCAAGCGCAGGGUCUCCAGCAUCACUUGCAUUACCGUCAGCCAUCCUCACUGUCCGACAGCUACAACAAUUACAUAAACAUGUACGGCGGAGGUGGACAGUUUGCGACCCCCUGUACCCCAAGCCCGCCGCGGGGACCCGGCGGCGUGCCCACCAGCGUGAUUCAGGCGGCUACUAGCUCGGUCUCGGACGAUCUCUACCUUCUCGAGCUCGGGUUUCCGUCGCGCUCGAAGAAGAGCAAGCUGAAGAAGCCGCGACAGGGCGGCGAGGGCGGCGCCGCGGUGAAGCGGAAGUCGCGCGAGGGCUCGACCACGUACCUGUGGGAGUUCCUGCUCAAGCUGCUGCAGGACCACGAGUACUGUCCGCGCUACAUCAAGUGGACGAAUCGCGAGCGGGGCGUCUUCAAGCUGGUCGACAGCAAGGCGGUCUCACGGCUCUGGGGCAUACACAAGAACAAGCCGGACAUGAACUACGAGACGAUGGGCAGGGCACUGCGCUACUACUACCAGCGCGGCAUCCUGGCGAAGGUGGACGGCCAGCGGCUGGUCUAUCAGUUCGUCGACGUGCCGAAGGACAUCGUCGAGAUCGACUGUACGGGCGCAUGAGACAGGGAGUCGGCCCGUCCCUCGGCGGGGCACGAGAGGGAGAGAAAGGAGGAACGGCAGAAGCAGCAGCACGGCAUUUCGCCGCGAGUCUCACGCGGACGUCGGCCGUCGUCGUUAUCAUUGCCGUCGUUGAUGCAGCGCUGUCGCGAACCCGUCGCGGGGUCUCAUCCGCGCGAAAGGUCGUCGUUCAGCGGUUUUCUCCAUCGAGACGCGCCGACCUGGCACACCCCUCAGAUGUUGUAAAACGCGUUCAACUUUUCUCCUUUUCUUUUCUCUCCCUCUGUCUCUUCCCGUCUGUAUCUCCUUACCUGCUCCUCUAUCCCUCUCUAUCUCUCUAUUUCCAUCUUUCAUUCUGGCUUCGUUUGUUCCUUGUAUUAUACCUAUGUAAAUGUAUAUUAAGGCGCCGCAUGACGAUGUCGUCGGAGGUGGUCCCGACCCAGUACCUCAUCCUUCUCCUGCGGCCCGUUUCUUUUUCGCGUGUCCAAAUGCCGCGUAGGAUCGGGACAGGACGGCGCUCGACUCGUUGAAAUUUGUACAAAAUUUAGUUCUUAACGUAUCGAGAAAGGAAACUAAAGAUUCUAUUUGGUGUACCUUACGGGAGGGACGCCGUGGACAAAUUACUUAAGUCGGAAAGCGAAAAGUUGUAUAUUCGAAAGAGCGAAACAAAUUAUUUAUUGUAUAUUAGACAUUUAUAUAUGUUAUCUAAGAAAAUUGUUACGCGCGUGAUCCGCGCAGAUGGAAAACUUAUGGAAACGGACGAAAGUUACACAAAAAAAAAAAUGAAACGAAAUGAGGGCUGUGAAAAGGUUUACGAUACGGAGAGGAGAGGAGAGGAGACGAGAUGUGUAGUGGAACGGGAAAGGAUGAGAAGCGUCUCUCGAAGUUUCACGGAGUGAGCUCAGGGAGGGGUGCACAUUAUAUUUUUUUAAGUAUAAGUGGAAGGGAUUGGCCCUUUUCUGAUUCGUGAACUGAGGGUUCAACAACGCAAGGUGCUGGCUAAUAUACAUGCAGACACACACACACACACACACACACACACACACACACACACACACACACACACACAUUCGCACACCGAGGUCCAAGAAAAUUAUUAUUUAGCAACCUAGUGUUACUAAUUCGUAAAGAUUAUCGAUGCGGACGAUUAUAUCUCUCUGUAUAUAAAUAUAAAGAAUACCUUUAGUAAAAAAAUAUAUAUAUAUUAUUGAAUAUUAUAUAUAUAUUAUAUAAAUAUAUCUAUUGUAUGUUAUGUAGUAAAAAUGGAGCGAUUUGAUGUAUCUUUAUGAGAUUUUGGCGUCACGGCGACACACGCGUAGGGCGCUUUCAAUCUCGCGCGACGUCUCUCUUUCGAAACUUUCUAUAUUAUUUAGUUCGUUCUUAUAUAUAUUAUAUAUCGAGGACGAAUUUUGUACGUUCGAGAGCGCCGAUUUCGCGCUCGAGCCUUCUAAAGUCGCAGUCAUAACGCACAUAUAUUAUACACGUGUAUUGCUGGUCUCGUAUGCUCAGACUGAUCGGAGACGUCGCACGUACAACACAGAGAAGCCCGCCCGACGCACGGGAAGCGUAAUAAAUAAAAUGUGUAACUUUAGAAUAAAAUUUAACUUAUUGGCGCCCCGGGACGCGUGACGCGCGCGAGUGCAAGUGUAUCCUAUAACUCUAAGUUUUGUACAUAAAGAGGAAAUCGUCAAAAAUAUUAUUUACGUUUAGGAAGAACGUAAUGCUGGUUAUCUUCGCGAAAAUUAUAUCCGCGGAAGAAAGUGAGAAACAACAGAUGGAAGGUAGAAGAAAAACAAACGGAUGAGGAGCGUUUAGCUAGAUGAUGCGCGACUACGCGGCCGAUUGCGAUGCGCGUAAACAGGCUGAUUUGUCGCAUUACAGCCUCGGGAUAAAUACCGGAGAAAAAACGAAAUAUAUAUACAGUACAUUUGAACAGUGAUCCAGUGCUGCCAAUAAUGCCUGUAAACGGUCCCUUUGCACUUGUUCGAUUCGAUGCUCUUCGAGUCGAGCUACGCACGGUGCUGGUCAGAUCGAUCCGAUGUUUUUGGGACACACAGAUAUACCGAUGAUACAAAGCAAAUUGCCUUCUCGUAUUAACAAAGACGUGUUGCCUUCUAACAAAAAAAAGAUGCAUAUAAAAGUUCUAGCGAUUUGUAUCGUAAAUGCCGUCACUUUGUCCAGGUACUUAAAAGCCCUUUACAUAUAAAGUCCUAACACAUCGUUUUUUGUGACGAAUUGAAUUUUGUAAUUUUAUCAGCGAAAAGUUCUUUGGUACGUGGUGACUUUUAUCGUACUUCGAAUACAAUGUAUCGGCGGGAAAUAGUAAUAAUAUUAAUAAUAUUAAUAAUGCUAAAAAAAGGAAAAUAUAUCAGAGUACAAUGGACAAAAGUACCUAUAGUAUACCACUUCUAUACAUGAUAACGGACACUUAUAAACAAUGAAUGGACACUACAACAGAAAUCCUAUUUUUAGGUAAAUUAAAUUUACAUAUACAUAACAAUCCACUACACUACGAGAUAUUUUAACAAAUAAGACUUUACUAUAAUAGAGAUAAAUACAUAAUUAUUUACCUGUAAAAUAUAUGAAAACACGAUGGAUUGACGUAAGGAACUCUAAUGUAACGUUCUGUGAUUCGUUGUUUGUAGGUGAAAUUUAAUAAAAGAUUAUUGUAUCAUAAUAUA
Monomorium pharaonis (pharaoh ant) is the source of this 6340-nucleotide messenger RNA. It is a transcript of the gene Eip74EF, whose product is annotated as ecdysone-induced protein 74EF. Lineage: Eukaryota; Metazoa; Arthropoda; Insecta; Hymenoptera; Formicidae. Gene Ontology annotation, biological process: regulation of transcription by RNA polymerase II; cell differentiation. Gene Ontology annotation, molecular function: sequence-specific DNA binding; DNA-binding transcription factor activity, RNA polymerase II-specific. The record is from RefSeq and is a predicted model, not a curated record. Bases 2097 to 3662 code for a protein of 521 amino acids. The transcript has 5 exons. Gene Ontology annotation, cellular component: nucleus.